AUGUCGUCAAAUCCAUUGGAAAAAUAUGAAAGAUUACUUACAAAGGAGCCACAGGUCAAUGAUAUAUAUGUGAUUGUUGAUAUUAAAUGGUUAGAACAUUGGAAGCGCUAUGUUGGUAUCGAAAAAUCAGAUGAAGAAAAAGUCACUAAACCAGGUCCAAUAGACUUUAUACAGUUAAUGGAUCAAACAACACUGGAUAGUUCAAAUGAAAUACAACUUCGUUCAGAUGCUAUCGAAGGAAAUGAUUAUACCUUCAUUCCAUAUGAACUCUAUAAAGACUUAGCACAGACAUAUAAACAAAAUGGUCCCGAAAUAAUUCGUAAAGCAAUUCCACAAGGUCAAGAUCAAAUUGUAAUUGAAACAUUUCUUAUACCAUUAAGACUUCGUGAAUCAAGAUGUUUGAAUGCGAGAACAAAACAAAUCUAUCGUAGUCAUCGAACUAGAAUAGAAGAAUUAAAAAAUGAUAUUUGCAAUGAACAUAGUAUUGCACCAAGUUCAACCCAUCAUUUAUAUUCAUCAGAGGAUGAAAACGGUUUAAAUUGG
This is a messenger RNA of Rotaria sordida, 543 nucleotides long. NCBI's taxonomy places the organism in Eukaryota, Metazoa, Rotifera, Eurotatoria, Philodinida, Philodinidae. The record is from the annotation of a GenBank genome assembly.